AGGCGUGGAGGUGCUGGUAGUACAUGAGAGAGGGGAUGUGUGCUACUGAUUGUCUGUGAGAGGGGAGGGGGGCAGAGACACGCAGAGAGACAGAGAGGGUUAGAAGAGGGAGAAAGGAAUUCAGAACUGUUUAAAUGGGGAUCCAGAGCGCAGCGCGGACAGCGGCUGCGGACUGAGCCAGCAAAACAAAAACAACAACAGAAAAAGUGGAGACAGAUUUAUUUUACGCACGGGAAAAGUGGGAAGUAGUUGGAGGAAAGGAGAAAGAGGCAUGGGAUUUUUUUCCUCUAAAUGUGUCCUGUUUGACUCUCAUGACUCAGAGAGGAUUACUGUUAAACUCAGCCGCUCUGCAGGAAUUGAUGGUGUCUUCUGAGAGAAACGGAGCCGAGGGGAGGAAUCUGAAUGCGCUCGGCUGAACCAUGCCAGGCUUGUGGAUCCUAACUUUGGCACUCGCUUUCAACCAAGUGUGCUGUGUGCGAUUCUCCCAGGAGCCGGCCGACCAGUCAGUGGUGCUGGGAGAACGAGUGGUGCUGUCCUGCGUGGUCUUCAACUACACGGGCAUCGUCCAGUGGACCAAGGACGGCUUGGCCUUGGGCAUCGGAGAAGGUCUUCGAGCCUGGCCCAGGUAUCGCGUGCUGCGGGCGCUGGACACCGGCCAGUUCAAUUUGGAGAUCUCACACGCUGAGCUGUCAGAUGACUCCCUGUACGAGUGUCAGGCCACGGAGGCCGCCCUGCGCUCCAGGAGAGCCAAGCUCAACGUACUUAUCCCCCCUGAGGAUCCGGUGGUGGAGGGAACGCCGGAGCUGCUGCUGAUGGCUGGAACUGCAUUCAACCUGACCUGCGUAACCCGCGGGGCCAAGCCUGCAGCUCACAUCCAGUGGACCAAGAAUGGCAUCCCUGUGGAGGGAGCACACCACUCUACGGAGGUGCUGCCAGACAGGAAGAGAGUGACGAGCCGGAGCUAUCUCCCCAUCACUCCAGUUGACACCGACAGCGGCAGCAAUUUCACCUGUGUGGCCAGCAAUCCAGCAGUGCCAAUGGGCAAACGAGCCACUGUCACUCUCAACGUCCACCACCCUCCCACUGUGACCUUGUCCAUCGAACCUCGCUCUGUCCUGGAGGGAGAAAGAGUCACAUUCACCUGCCAGGCCACCGCCAACCCGCCCAUCAUGGGCUACAGGUGGGCUAAAGGUGGCGUGCUGCUGGAGGGGGCCAGGGAAAGUGUGUUUGUCACCACAGCAGAUCAUUCAUUCUUUACUGAGCCCGUGUCGUGUCAGGUGUUCAACGCAGUGGGAAGCACCAACGUCAGCAUCCUCGUGGACGUGCACUUUGGUCCAAUUCUGGUGGUGGAGCCCAGACCAGUAACAGUGGAUGUGUACUCAGAUGUUACUUUGAACUGCAAGUGGGCUGGAAACCCUCCUCUUACCCUCACUUGGACUAAAAAGGGCUCCAGCAUGGUUCUCAGCAACAACAACCAGCUGCAUUUGAAGUCAGUGAGCCAGGCCGAUGCAGGCCAGUAUGUCUGCAAGGCCAUCGUGCCGCGCAUCGGAGUGGGAGAGAUCGAGGUUACGCUUACUGUCAACGGCCCCCCCAUCAUCUCCAGUGAUCCAGUUCAGUACGCUGUCAGAGGUGAAAAAGGAGGGAUCAAGUGUUACAUCGCCAGCACCCCCCCACCUGAUAAGAUUGUUUGGGCGUGGAAGGAGAAUGUUUGGGAGAAGGAAAAAGGCACUCUGAUGGAGCGGUACACGGUGGAGCAGAGCAAACCCCAGUCCCAAGGUGGCGCCGUCCUCUCCACCCUGACCAUCAACAACGUCAUGGAGUCUGACUUUCACUCUCCGUACAACUGCACCGCCUGGAACUCAUUUGGACCUGGAACCAUGAUCAUUACCCUGGAGGAGAAAGAUAUUGUUCCAGUGGGAAUUAUCGCCGCUAGUACAGUGGGCUCCUCCAUUCUGCUGCUUGUGAUUCUGCUGGCACUCGCCUUCUUCUUCUACCGCCAACGCAAAGGCAGUCACCGAGGUGUCACACUCGGUAAACCAGACAUCAAGGUAGAAACAGUCAACAAAGAGACCCACAGCCUGGAGGAGGAGGCAGCCAACGUCUCUACAGCAACCAGAAUGGUCAAGGCCAUGUACUCCUUUUUGCCCUCUGUUUCCCUCUCUCCCUCCACUCAGCCAUUCAAAGACGACAUGGACCUGAAGCAGGAGAUCAGGAGCGAGAGCGACACGCGGGAGGAGUACGAGCUCAAGGAUCCAACUAACGGCUAUUACAACGUCCGAGCCACCACCCACGACGAGGCGCGACCCCAGUCCCGUGUUGUCCACUACCAGGGAGAGUUUCGGCCCCCAAACCCAAACACCGGGCCAGGCGGAGCCACAUCCGGCGGACCUUCAGCUGCGGUCAGCGGUGCGGUUCCUCCCAGCGCGGUGCCAGGCUCCAGGGCAGGCUGCUACGACCCUCGCCCGCCCUCCAGGAUGUCCCACGCUACCUACGCCCAAUUCAACACCUUCUCUAGGGCGGCACAGAGGCAGGAAGCUCCUCCAAAUCCUGCUCUCCCGUCACCCGGAGAUUACCCCGGAGGAGACUGUGGCCUGCUGGACAGCUCAACCCAACUGCCAUACGACAGCUACGGAUAUCCCUCCCAGUAUCCCAGCUACCGCAUGGGCUUCGCUCCCACCAUAGAGGAAGGGCCGGCCUAUGAGAUGUACCCGACAGGACAGGGGACCGGGUCGGGCCCGGGAACGGGACAGCAAAGUCCUGAAACAGGCUUGGCAAAGUACGGGAGCUCCACCCGCUUCUCGUACUCGUCCCCUCCGUCUGACUAUUCCCACAGACACACGCAGCGAAUGCAGACUCACGUGUGAGGAAACGCCGAGGCGCUUUCCUGGAUUUGCUUUCGGCAUCAGCAGUGUUUUCACAUCCCGUGUAAAUCCUCCCGUUCUGUGCGUGGAUCUUCAACAAUCCGUUCUCCAUUGCAGUCACCGCAUGGAAAACCUUUUUUUUUUUUUUUUUUUUUAACAGUGUGAGACCCCAACAUUUAGGAAAGAAGCAAUACAUGCAGAGUGAUCUUCACCCUGAUUCACGCAGGCCUGCUGCGGUUACCCAUCAACAGAAGCAAAAGCGAGAUUCACAAUCAGGAGAUGAAAAGAAGAACAAGAAGAGCACUUUGCCAACUUGGACGACCUCCCAUCACACCCUCCUGUUUCUCUGUAAAUAAUGUGAAAUUUGGGCCAUUUUAAAGUUAUAUUUCUUGUAUAAAUAUAUAAACAGCAAACCUCUCAGCAAGCCACACUUUUUACAUUUUCUGACUUACAUUGCUGAACACAAAUCCAGACAUACAACCACAUUUCUUUAAAAAAGAAAAUGCAUCAAAGGGGCAGCUUGGACUAUGAAUAUAGCUGGCACUUUUCAUUAAAACUUGCUUAAUGGCUUUUUUCUUACAAGAUCUACCUUGAUUUGAGUGGGACAGUUCGUCUGGUGAAAACAUUGCCAGUUCCUAUGUGCCAACACACACAAAAAGAAUUAAAUGGUGUCUUUUCUUUUUCAAAUCGUGGACAAUGAGGUGCUCCGGGUGACAGGAUGCUGUACAAGACAAACGGAGCAGUAGCAAGCGUCUCUUUGCUCCUUCUCCUCCUCGUAUUGUGUUUCUGUCAUCAUCAUCCAUUUCUAUACCUAAUAUUUCACCUAAAGUCGAUGCUAUAGAUAGUGUUUGUGAAAUAAGGUGUGGUGGGAGCGCCUUUUCAUUCUAUACAUUUCUGCAAUUUGUGCAAAAAGAUACCUCCCCCAUCUUCAAGUGUUAAAAAAAAAUAUUUGUUUCUCUCACUUGCACAGUAGAAUAGAUUUUUUUCCAUAUUUAUACUGAAGCAUAUGAAAAAAACAAACAAAAAAAACCAACGGCAUUCAGAAACAUUUUAUAAUAUUUUUAUAAGGAGUUGUGGACCAAAGGUUCAGCAUUUUGGGUGACGCUCACUUUUUAACGUGUAACGCGGCGUUACGGUCGGAAACGGUCCGAGUUCCUUUAAAAUGAAAACGGUUUUUAAUGUUGUAGGCUUAACAUAGAAAACUUAAAGAGCUUCACCUCGAAAUAACAAGUAUCCAGUUGAUUCCUGCUACGGAUAUAUUUGUUUGGCGUGAAACUCUUUCUUUGACUUCCUGUCUUCUGACUGGACUGCCUUUUUUCUAAAGCUGGUGACGACAUUCAAAACGACGGGCUUGGAGCGAACAGCUGCUCGAUUGGAGCAGCGCUGGUAACUUGAGAAGCAGCGAGAAGGUUUAAGUGUAGUCUAACAUAUCAAAGUGAGGUAGAGAGGGUUCUAUCUAGCUCAUAUGGUACUUUGUACUAUUUGUAAGUAUGCUGUUUUUUUUUCUCUGCAACAGAAACUCUGCUGGUGUCUUAUGUCUAAGAUUUUUCAUCGUGUCAUGUCAGGUUUUGGUGAACAGAUCUGGCCUUCAAAGCAGAACUUGGUACUCGAAACUUGAAACUCUGAGGGGAUAAAUCAUGCAAGUUCCUCUCCCUCCUCUAAGUUUUGCUCAAUGAUGUUAAACUGUGGAGAAAACUGUUCUGUUCAAACAUAUAGCGCCCUCUACAGUUAAAAGAACCCCUUGUAAAGAUAUGUAAAAAGCCUAAUUAUAAAGGCAUAUUUUAAUUGUUGUGGCAUAAUCUCAGUUUGAAAAUGUUUUAAAAAUCCAUUUAUUAAUUUGAGUUCAUUUAUUACCUGAGAGAAAAACAUGCAGCACUAAUAACUAAUUUACUGAGGGAAUCACCUGGAUUCCCUUUGCUCCACUUGGUGAGUCAUUUCUGAUAUUUGGUCAUGUUCUUUUUAUCAUUAUUCUGCUAAAAGACCCAAUGAUGAUCUAUUUUCCAUUUUUCUGGCAAAGCAAAUCAGAUAUUUAUUCAGAAUAUCCUGGAAUCUCAAAGAAUUCAUAAUGCCAUGCACUUUAAAAUCAACCUUUCGACAGUGAACAUUCCCACAGCAUCACAGUGGGAGGAAGUUGUUUUCUGCACAUUUGUUUUUCCCUUCAUACGAGACCCACUGCGAACUGGUUGCCAAAAUGUCCAAAGCACUUAGUCUUUAGCAUUUAGCAAACUCUGCAUUUUGACAUUUGUGAUGGUAGGACAGAAACAGAAACAUUUCUGUCCUGCAUGCCUCCAAAACAACAAAAUGCCAGUUAGGUUUCCUUUAUGGUGGAGAUUUUUUUCUUCUUUUACCUUCAUUACCAUCAUUGUACAUGUUGACAAGAUAAUCUUGGAUGCUUAUGCAGCAUUGUUUGGUCUGAAGGUUUAGUCCUAUUUUCAGGAGUGUUUACAUGUGAUGUCACUAUUAUAAUAAAAAGCUUAUGGAUAAAUACUUUGAUAAUCCCAGACGCCAUAAAAAAUUAUGCAGUUUUAGUUUUCAGGAAAAAGCUGAAAACAGUGAUUUAGAAAUAAAUUAGUAUUUCUCAGUGUGAGAUUAUUUUUCUCUGCUUAAAUGUACUUAAAUUAAGUUUUUCACAUGACCCCGAUUUCUUAGCAAAAAUCUCUGGAUUGUAAUUUUCUUACACCUCAGUGAGGUGUCGGUGUCGUCUCAAACGGAUCAAGGUAUUUCUUAUUAUAGUUUCUAACAUCAGCUAUUAAACCCCUCAGGUUUAAUAUUAAAGCAUUUAAGCUUUUUGUAUACUAAAUAAAUGAAAAACGGAUUGAUUUUUCUUUUUUUUCUUUUUUUUUUUUUAACCGAAAAGCCCCCUCUCCCCCAGUGGAUUGAAGUUAUUUAUGUUUGCACUCGGAGCUCAAUGAGAUUCGACUAAACUGCUCUCUUCAUCAUCAUACCAACUCAAAACGUUACAUUUUAUGGCGACAAGAAUUUGUUUAGUGGAAUACAAGAAAAGUGCAUCAAUAAUCACGAUCCCCAUGUUAUAAGCUUCCACCACAUUAAGUUUGCUUUUUUUCUGGACAAACAUGAAGACAAUAAACCUUUCUAUUGCACCCAUCAGGAAUAGAUUCUAUAUUUCAUUUAAUACCUUUCCAAAAGUUCCCAUCCUGCAUGCUUCACUGAGCAGGUAAAUUUAAAAGGCGCAGAAAGCAAUAAGGAGUCACUCACUUGUAUCUGUAUUCUGCAUUUUGGAGCAGUUAAAAAUGAUUGUGCAUUAAAUAAGACCCCUGGCUGCAGAGGCUAUCAGCCACUCCAGAAGUAAUCAUUGACUGUUUAUAUUUAUCAGUCGCCCCAUCAACCCUUCAUGGUAUAUUAUGGUAAUUGUCUGCAGAGGGGCUAUAAAAAUGUGUUUAUAGCUCUUGUUUUCUAUAAAGGCAGAGAAAGAAAACCACAGCCACGCCGGUUUGUAUCUCAGAGGCAGCCUCGCAGCUCCAAGGUCACGAUGUAAACCAUGUCAGCCGGGGUAGAACGGCAGGUGGAGCUGCGUUUUAAAUUUUAAACUGUUAUCACCCCCCGUGGAGCUGUUCACUGUAAUCUAUUUACAGUCGUUUUACAGAGUUGUAGCUGAGCAGUAUUUUGCAUCUGACUUGCAAUCUUGUUACCACCUUGUGGAAGGAUGAGUGGAUUUGACAGAGAAGAUGCUGAGGCUGUGGCACGCAUAGCCAGUCCAUGCAGGUACUUGGGUAUUAUUACCUGUGGUGACAUUACAGUCUGUUGACAUUACAGUUCAUAUAAGAUGUUAAACACACACAGCCGAUGCAGAGGUACAGCAGUGGAAAAAUAACUACAGGUUUGUCUUAAUACAUGAAAACAGCAUCAAACCGUAGCUGAAUUUGAAGGAAAUAUGGACACUUUUACCUCAUUAGGUUGUUUUUCCGUGUCUUUUUUUAUUUUCCAUGUGUUUUUCUCGUUGCAGUGUGUGCUGAUGGUUUCUUUCAAACUUGCUGCCAUGUGUCAAAUGAAAAGCCAUCUGCCAGCUUCCAAAUGUCAAAGACAAAACAGAGAAUGAAAUCACCUGAAUAUCGCAAACCUUUCUCUUGUUGCUUUCUUCCAGAUUUCCAUCAUUUAGUCACACCAUCACACAGUACAGUGUAGGUAUGUCUUUCUGGCUUGCUUCUAUUUCUGGUGUGUGUUUUAUAGAAUAUAUAAAUAUUCAUGAGUUCAUCAUAUCCACUUCAACCUUUUCCUGAUUUAUUUUUAUUUUAACCAAAUAAGUAUAAGUAUUUUGUAUUUACUUUGUGGUACAUCACCAGUUGAAGGAAAGACCGGUCCAAAGUGUCUUUCACAUUGUAAAACACAUUCUUUGUUGGUUCUGAUCUAAUUAAUCAACUCAAAAAAAAGUUGGGUAUUGAACAUCUGUGGCCUAAAGAACUUGUCGGUCAUGCUAGAAAUAGCCUGAAGUGGGUCUCAACUAGGCCAACCCAGACCAGGACCGGGCCAGGCCCAUGCUGGGCUGGGCUGGGCCGGGCUGGCCCAGACUGUCUGCAGAGCCUUGACAUCCAGUUUUACUGUGUGAACCUUUCAGUGAGUGCCAAAAAAACCCAUCAACUGAGCAGACAUGCAAAUGCAGCAGCAGUUUGUGUUUCUUCUGACCCUGUCUUUAUGUGUGGGUGGAUUCAGACAGACACACGUGUUUACGAUGUCCAACUUAAAGAUGCAUGUGUGUGUGUGUGCGUGUGUGUGUGUGUGUGUGUGUGUGUGUGUGUGUGUGGGCAGUAUGUAAUCCAAGUCAUUAAAAACAUGUUUGGGUCAGUGGAGAGAAGAAAUGAUGGUUUGACUGAUAAUUUCAUAUGUUGGCCAGUCACUCCUGCGGGUAUGAAGGAGACCUUUCCUGACCACAGCGAUAAAAACCCUGAAAAUGCAGAUUUUCCUCCUAAGUGUAAUUUUUAACAGCUCAAAUGUUGUUUGAGUGAAAUGUUGUUGCUUUAAGUACAGUUUUUGUUUAAUAUAUCAUCAUGAUAAACCUAAUUUUUAACAGAAGAAGCCAGUAUGAUUUGGCUCUUUUCCUUGUCCUGCAGUUUUAAUCAUUUUUUAUUUUAUUUUAUGUUCAAAUAUGAGACAAAACUGAUACCUGCAGCUAACAACUAACACUGUUUGGUUGUGAUGCAGAUAACAAUAAAACAAACAUGUUGAGGUGAAGAGAAGUUUAACCAGAUGGGUUAAAACAUUGAUAUAUUUUGAUGUGUUACAAAAAAAAAUUAAGGGUUAAAAUUUUAUAUUUUAUCAGCCUUUUUGUGUAGUAAGAACAGCUAAGUUCUGUAUUUCUAAAAGGAAAUUAUUAUUUUACAACAGCAACAAAAUCUAAACCUUUGAAAGCAUUGUCUAGAAAACUAUUACAAAGAUUAAACUGUAAAUCUGAUCCUGCAAAUAAGUACAUAGCCUACUAGAGUUUUUUUAAAUGGGGACAUUUAAAAAAAAUUACCACAAUAAGUGAAAAUGAUACAUUUACUUAUUUUAGUUUUUGCACAAGGUUGUUCUUUCAUGUGUUAAAUCUGUAAGCUACAUUAAUCAAUAUAGACGUUUAUAACACACAUGUACCGCUGCUCCAAACUUGACAUAAAUGCUAUGCAAAUUAAUAAUUUACCAAUGAAAACGCUAAAUAAAGUCAUGCUGUACUGUGUUAUCUGCACAGACUCACAUCGGCAUGCCUUAUGCUUGAAGUUGCUGGCAGAGGAGGAUAGCUGGACUUUAUUUCUGAUUAGUUCAGCCAAAUAAACCAUCUCAUAUCUCUGCAUAGAGAAUUGAACCUUCAUCCCAAGAUGGUCAGGCAGGUUUUAGUUAACAGUUAGCACUAGUUAACACUAAAACCGCAUUUCGUCUUGACCAAAUAUUUUGAUGUUUGCUGAAUUAUCUAAAGGUGCUUUUUGUAAAUCUAGUUAAUUUAGAGAUCUAUGUCGCACUUUUCAAAUUAAUGAUAUUUUUUCCUCUCAUUUUAAUUUUAGGAAAAGAGCCAAAUCAUAAUAUUGAUUUCUU
Poecilia latipinna (sailfin molly) is the source of this 8882-nucleotide messenger RNA. RefSeq names its product kin of IRRE-like protein 1. The transcript is spliced from 15 exons. Gene Ontology annotation, biological process: cell-cell adhesion. NCBI's taxonomy places the organism in Eukaryota, Metazoa, Chordata, Actinopteri, Cyprinodontiformes, Poeciliidae. Gene Ontology annotation, molecular function: cell adhesion molecule binding. The coding region runs from base 420 to 2864 and encodes 814 amino acids. The record is from RefSeq and is a predicted model, not a curated record. Gene Ontology annotation, cellular component: cell-cell junction; plasma membrane.